Molecule: messenger RNA, 645 nt
Organism: Mycena indigotica
Lineage: Eukaryota; Fungi; Basidiomycota; Agaricomycetes; Agaricales; Mycenaceae
Exons: 2
Coding region: 1-645 (214 amino acids)
Biological process (GO): proteasome-mediated ubiquitin-dependent protein catabolic process
Molecular function (GO): proteasome binding; endopeptidase inhibitor activity
Source: RefSeq, a predicted model, not a curated record
AUGUCUGACAUUCUUGACCCUGCGGCCCUCAUCGCACACUUACCUCUGCUCGUUCCAUCAGAGACAACUCUGUCCUCUCCACAAGAUGGACUUGCGGCACUACUUCAUACGGCAAUGAAUGCACUUGCUUUCCGUCUGAUAGCUGUUGACGAUGAAACGACUUCAACUUCUGCCUUGACCGUCCUCCCGGAAACGUGGAACAAAUCAGGACCAGGGCACUACAUGUUCAAGUAUAAACACGACCAAAGCAGUCUCGUAUUUGUCCUGACGGUGUCAAAACUUGGUGGUCGGACGGUGAUCAAUGCUAUCGCUCUUGAGAGCGACAAAGCAUCUUCUCUGGAUAUUGCGACUGCUGACUUUACAUCGCCUUCGUUUUAUCCCCAUCGCCUUAACACGGACCCUUUGAUCAACGGCUUCAUCUCUUCGAACCGUGUUACAGAUCUCAUGUCCCAAUUCAAGCUGAAAAUCAUCUCAAAACUCAUUCCGGGUUUGCGCAAAGACGGCUAUACCGAGACCGCGACGACUUCCACCACCAAUGCACCCUCGACUUCCACCCAACCCCAGGCUGUGCCCCGCUUCCAGCCUCCCCCCCGUGUUUCCCGACGACAACUCCUUCCAGUUACCGCCAAGGACCGGCCCGCGUAA